This is a messenger RNA of Sesamum indicum (sesame), 1407 nucleotides long. Its product is annotated as zinc finger CCCH domain-containing protein 14. NCBI's taxonomy places the organism in Eukaryota, Viridiplantae, Streptophyta, Magnoliopsida, Lamiales, Pedaliaceae. Gene Ontology annotation, molecular function: mRNA binding; metal ion binding. The record is from RefSeq and is a predicted model, not a curated record.
UCUUAGUUGGUUGUCUGCUCUACACCCUGGGACACCCGAUACUUCUUUCCCAUUGUUUAUAUUCCUGUUGCCUGUUGUUUUAUUGUUUUAGCACGCAGUUAGUGGUGUUCUUCAGUGAAAUGCAGAAGGCGAAUAUUUCAUGCGGCGGCCUCGACGCCACCUCCGCCUCCGCGGCGUCGCCGAUGCAUUUCUCUCAUAGCAAUCCAUUUCUUUUCCCUACGUCGCCGACUUAUGUGAACUCCGUUCCGUCUUUCUACUCCUCUCUCUUUCAGAACUACUCCUCGGACUCUCCCUCCGACACCGCGUCCUUCGACGGCGGAGACACCGAUCGCCGCCUCCAUGACGCGAGCUGCAUCCUCGAGUACCAGCAGCUCUACAACCGUUACAAACUCUGCCUCGCUCAGCUCCACGAUUCCAUUGAGGAGCUUGACGCCCUCCGUCGUGAGAAUGAAUCUCUUCGCCUCUCCAACGCGGAUCUCUCACACCGUGUCGCCUUACUGUACUCGCGCGAUCGUCUUUUCUCUGAGUUCAACCGACUCAAUGUUGCCAGUCCGUCAGCCGCCGCUUCGCGUGCCGCUUAUCCGACUGCAACUCAGCCUCUUACUGAGCACAAUCGCGUCGAGCGGAGGAGCGCCGAGCGGGUCCCCAUUCCGAAGAGCAUUUCUGUGCGCUCCAGUGGUUAUCUGAAGAUAACUCAACCCGGUAGGGAUGCAACCUGUCAUAAAGCAGUGUCUCAAACCCCUGCUGCAUUGCAGCAAAGAGUGUGUAUACCAGGGUCCAAAAAGGAAGAAGAAGCACUGGAAUUCGAUGUCUACAACCAAGGAAUGUUCAAAACUGAGCUCUGCAACAAGUGGGAGGAGACAGGGGCGUGUCCUUACGGGAAGAACUGCCAGUACGCACAUGGAAUCAAAGAACUACGGCCGGUGAUCAGGCACCCACGCUAUAAGACUGAGGUUUGCCGCAUGGUUCUGGCCGGAGACAUCUGCCCAUAUGGUCACCGCUGCCACUUCCGCCACUCUCUCACCGAGCAGGAGCGGCUCAUGGCGGCGCCACCUCGUUGAUAAUUGAUGAUUCCGCGUUGGGGAGUAAUAAUUAGUAUUCAGAGGUUUUUCCCUCUCUCUCCCUUCUUCCCCUUCUUUUUGCGCCCCUUUCUAGUCAUUUUGGGGGAAUUAAACUGAGUUUGUAAAGCAAUUGAUCCCAGUUAUUGUUGCAUGGUUUUUGACAUGAAUAUAAUUCGAUAUUGUUUAGUUCUAUAGGGUAGUUAAUAAUGGAUGUAAAUGGGUGACCGUUAAUGAUGAGAUAGUGAUGUGGAUGCAACACAUAAAGUUUUCAAUCCAAGGUAAUAGGAUUAUACUAACCAAUGCUUGUGCGACUCAAGAUGGAGCUUGGGAUUUAAUGGACAAAUUG